Stereum hirsutum FP-91666 SS1 is the source of this 1387-nucleotide messenger RNA. RefSeq lists its product as uncharacterized. The coding region runs from base 1 to 1083 and encodes 360 amino acids. The transcript has 5 exons. NCBI's taxonomy places the organism in Eukaryota, Fungi, Basidiomycota, Agaricomycetes, Russulales, Stereaceae. The record is from RefSeq and is a predicted model, not a curated record.
AUGUCUCUCGAAUCGGCAUCUUUCGACAACGGUAUACCGUUAGUAGGCUCGGUCGUGACCGGGACUGAAAGCGUUUACACCCCACUAUACCGCCUUCUUGAGCAGCUAGGGGCAGGGCGAAAGUCGACGUCCGCUCUCAGUCGCUGUUCGAGACACUCUGGCAAACGCGGCAGACCGUGCAUAGUCAUGGAAGAUAACGCAAACGAGGACCAUCUAUUUCCAGACAUAUGCAUCAUGGCGACAUUCGAAGGAGCACACCCCUCAGAGCUCACAUCCUUACAUCGAGACUUCAUUGUUCCUGUUUCUUCAUCUUCUUCCCCCUCCUUCUCUUCGUCAUCGUCUUCGUCAGAGAACUCCGAUACCACAGAAGAAGACGAGAUAUUCAUAUCGCCCCCUGUGGAGGGAGGUGAUGGCCACAGACAAUGGAUCGUAGCUUUCCCGUACACUGCCUCGAAUCCCGUGAAACCACGUCCCCGGGUGGCAUCUGCAGAUGGACGUGCAUCCCUUGUAUCUCCGGAAUCGCUCGAUCUCCUAUCCGAAAUUUCGGAAAGUCGCCUGAAUAUCUGGCAAAAGAAAGCACGACGAGACCCGCAGUUGAUUCGUCAAGUGCUCGGAGAAGUACAGGCUCACCAGAGAAACGAGCAAGCCAAGUUUGUCGCCAAGUCUGGAAUGAGUCUGUCGAAGCACGCCCGACAGUCGGACACAACAUUCGCCGACCUCACAAGUGAUCUGAGCGAGCUCAAGGUUCACGACGCUUCUCAUCAACGGCGCAACGUUUCACGAGUGAGCUUUUGCGAACGCCGGAUGUCGCGAACUCUUUCUCAGGCAGACAUGGACCACGACUGGCGUAUGAGGCCCGAAUCGGACGACACCUCUGCGAUGGAGUCUGAAUUGAAGAUCCAAACACUUGAGACCACGUCAAGUAGAGCAUCGAUACUGCUUUCGCCACGAAAGGGGAGCUUCCAGCACAACUCUUCGACGCCCACAGUCGCCGACAGACGAUCGAGAUUUGGGUUCAACAAAUUGUUCUCCGGGAAGAAGGUGUCGGACAAAUCGAACGUAGCCUGGAGAACAUCGAAGUAGCAGGCUGGCAUCGGUCACCAUCUUAUAUUAAUGUCUGUGCUCAUGAUAUAUAUUAUUGCUCUUCUCGCGACCGUGGCAGUAUUUACACCUAUAAAUCGUCCACAUGUUCAUGAUGAUUCUUUCUGUAAUGUUAUGCAUAUGUACCUACUCAUACGAUAAUACGAUAUAGUACACAUUCGCAUCCUACUGUCUUGUCUUGGCCUGAUAGUAGCAACUGCCUAGUACAGCUCACCAGUUCGUCUCGUACUUUGUUCCGUCUAUGGUCUCAUUGUCGCACUACCCGAUUUCUUGGCCUCGAAAUCGG